Molecule: messenger RNA, 1529 nt
Organism: Menidia menidia (Atlantic silverside)
Lineage: Eukaryota; Metazoa; Chordata; Actinopteri; Atheriniformes; Atherinopsidae
Source: the annotation of a GenBank genome assembly
GAAUUACAGACAUCAAGAGAGAGGUUAUGGAGGAAGUGCACGGUACAACUCGGGGAUCUUGCUGUUUUGCACCAAGCAGGCCUGCGGAACAAAGCACAUCCAGCACACCAGCCUCCGCCGCAAUCAGUCAUGUGCUGAGGUUUGGGGCUGCCGCUCUCCUCCUGGGUGCAGUUUUCGUGUUGUGUGCAUCUGUGGCUGCUCUCUACCUGUGGAAAGGCAGUGAUAGAAAUGUUUAUAAUGUUCGUUACAGCUUGAACAUCAAUGGGGAGGUGAAGGAGGGCUCCAUGGAAAUUGAUUCUGACAACAAUCUGGAGAGAUUUAAAACUGGGAUAGGAGCUGCGGAGGCAGUGGAGGUUCAUGACUUUCAAAUCGGAAUAACGGGAAUACGCUUCUUUGGAGGUGACAAGUGCUACAUAAAAUCCCAAAUUAAGGCAAACCUUCAACUCCUGGGAGCUCACAAAAAGGAGGCUCUGAUGUUUGACCUGAGAGAUGAAAAGAUGCCUGUGAAGUAUGACGAGGGCUUUCUCGUAUGGGUUGCUGCAGAACGGCCACUGGUGGAAACAACAUUUUUAAGCCAAACAAUUCUGGAUCUUUGUGGAGAGCUUCCCAUUUUCUGGCUCCAACCAAUGUAUCCUAAAGAUGGGGAGAGGAGAAAGAGAGACAUUCAACGAGCCAAGCGGCAGUUAAACAUGGAGCAGGAAGUGGCAGAAGAGAGGGAGUCGGUGAAUCACACGGACCACGGCACCUCCAGAGCGGAGGACGAAGAGGAGUCAGCUGCAGGGUCAGCAUACAACCCCGAAAACCCUUAUCAUCAGCGCAGCGGAGAGACCAGAGAGGAGAGUGCCAUGACCUUUGACACCAUGUUGGAUCACCAGGGAAUCUGCUGCUCGGAAUGCCAACGCAGCUACACUCACUGUCAAAGAGUGUGUGAGCCUCUGCGUGGCUACUGGCCUUGGCCCUACAACUACAGAGGGUGCCAGGUAGCUUGUCGAGUCAUUAUGCCGUGUCGCUGGUGGGUGGCACGUAUUUUGGGUCUUGUGUAGCACAACAAAUUCAACAUUUGAAAGGGGGACAUGUCAUGUUUUUUUUUUAUAUCACCCUGCACAGGUCUCUUAUCUUUUAGUUAAAUUCUGAUGUGCAUGCAGAUGUGAAUUUUUGGAGUUUCACGGUGAAUACUGCCAAAGAGCUAGGCUUAAUAUUGUGAUAUGCAGAUUGUUAAGUGCGAUAAUAAGUGUUAUGAUGAUGAUACACUCUGAUAUUCAUGAGCAUAAUUUACUUCUCCGCUUUCUGGUACUGGACCAGAGCGUAAAAGAGAUUUUUGUUACAAUGAUAGUUAGGCUUAAUACACUGCACUGCGUUCAGUGAGGGGCGUGGGACUGAAUCCAAAGUCUAAGCCGAUCAUGUACCUUCUAUGACCUCGUAGGCUUCAAUAAAUUCUAAUUACAGUAUGUCAGCUUUGAUGUUGAUGUUUUUUUACAUGUCGCAUGUUGUUGCCGUGUUUCCACUUGGUGUUCUUUUCUUUGAUGAAG